AUGGCAUUUUUUCAAAUGUCUUCAGCAAUUAUUGAUUGUAACAUGAAUUCUGGUUAUUCUUUCUGGCUCUGGCCAUUUUUUGAUUAUUUCGAAAAUUCAAAUUUACAAAAACCAUUUAAACCCUCUAAUCGCACACUUGGCUUUGACCAUAUUUACGUUGUACAUCUUGACUCUCGAGCGGAUAGGCGUGAAAGAUUAGAUGAAAUAGCUUCUUAUCUUGGUUUAGAUUUUGAUUAUUUGUCUGCUAUUUCUAAAAACGAUGAACAAAUUCUCCGCAAGUAUGGAUCCGCAGAUAUGGACUCUGCUCAAAAAGCUUGUUAUUUAAGCCAUUAUUCAAUAUAUAAACUAAUAAUUGACAAAGGCUUUAAUAGUGUCUUAAUUUUAGAAGAUGAUGUGGACUUUGAAACUAACAUUACUGCUAUUAUGACUGAUAUUCAUCGUGAUUUACCUGCUUCUUGGGAAAUGUUGUAUGUAGGCUAUUGCUUUGAAGAUAUUGGUGAACAAGUCGGAAUAAGUUCUUCUGUACAUAGGCUAUAUAAAUCUGUGGCUCCUAUGUGUACACAUGCUUAUGCAAUUUCAUAUUCAGGUGCUCGCAAACUAAUAGAGCUACUUGAUCCUGUGAUUCCACGUGCAACAGUUGAUUAUUCUCUUAGUUUAGUAAUCAGAGAAGGGAACGUCACUUCAUUUGAUGUUUACCCACCUGCUAUUUCGCAAUGGAAAGCGGCCGACAACCCAUCCGAUAUUUCUACAUUCGACAUAUUAUCCUUUAGUUUACUAAAUUCAACUUUACGUUUUCUUGGGCAUAAUGGCAAUUAG
Dentiscutata erythropus is the source of this 816-nucleotide messenger RNA. The record is from the annotation of a GenBank genome assembly. NCBI's taxonomy places the organism in Eukaryota, Fungi, Glomeromycota, Glomeromycetes, Diversisporales, Gigasporaceae.